Messenger RNA from Carassius carassius (crucian carp), 621 nucleotides. RefSeq names its product protein shisa-like-2A. NCBI's taxonomy places the organism in Eukaryota, Metazoa, Chordata, Actinopteri, Cypriniformes, Cyprinidae. The coding region runs from base 123 to 617 and encodes 164 amino acids. The transcript is spliced from 3 exons. The record is from RefSeq and is a predicted model, not a curated record.
CGUGAGUGUUUGCCAGUCGUCACGUCACUCUUUACUCUUACUGGACUGUACCUCUGUAGGAUGUUAUAAGGGGUCUUCAGGGUUUAACAGGUAGCGGGUUGAGGGUUCGAGUCGUGGGCAGCAUGAGCGCGGAAUGCGCGGAAUAUUACAACACGGAGAAUGUGUUUGUCAGCGCCUUCACGUGCCCUAAGACCGACAACGACGCGCGCGCGGUCUUCUGCUGCGGGUUCAGUGACGUCAAAUACUGCUGCGACGAUCCCAACAGCUUUUUCCCUUAUGAGUAUGGAUAUAUGUGGUGGCUCAGUUUGGGAGCCCUGGUUGGUUUGUCUAUAGCUGCUGUGGUACUGUUAGCCUUCAUCAUCACUGUUUGCGUGCUUUGCUACCUGUUCAUCGCCACUAAACCUCGAGGGCUGGACAACGGACUGCCAUUACGAGCACCAGGAUCUGGGCCCAGUCCUCAGCCUCAGCCGAGCGCCGCACUGGGACCGCAGGGUUUCCGCAAGCAUUUCUUACGGGGCAAACUGGACUGUGACAACCAGCCGCCCGACCCAGACCGGCUGUUCCAGCGCUGCUUCAUGGCUACGGUCACCACCAUCAACGUUGAAGGACCUUCAUAAAGCC